CGAACACCGAAUGUGUUCAGUGAGUUCAGUCUCCGUUUAAAGAGAACAGAGAAGGAGGAAAAGUUAAAUAAACACCAAGAAAAAGAAGAAACGUUGAGGAGAUGAACAAUUUUUGUGUGGAGGAAGAGGACGGAUCAGAGUCUCCAGGAUCCAGAUGUGUGACUAUGAAGAAUGACUGGUCCAAAUGUGAGUCUCCAUCAUUCAGUCCUGAACCUGGAGCCUCAGACACAAAAGUCCAGAACCAGAGACAAAGAGCAGAACCUCCAGGACCCAGCUGUCUGUCUAUGAAGAGUGACUGGUCCAAACCUGAGCCUAUUAACUUCACCAUUGAACCUAGAGUCUCAGACAAAAAGUCCCAUCAGAGACAAAGAUAUGAUGGACCUGGACCUGGACCCAGCUGUGUGUCCUUCAAGAGCGACCAGUCGAAGGAUGCUGAUAAUAAUUUCAAUGACCAACCUGUUUCACAGUCACAAGUGGACCAGCAGAUCUCAGAGGUUCCCAGUGCUCAGUCUGUCCAGCAGCACCAAACACACCUGGACUCCAUAUUUAUGCUGCUGGAGGAAAACAUUGUCAUGUUUGUGAAGAAGGAGCUGAAGCAGAUGCAGAAGGUCCUGAAUCCAGAUUACCCAGAAUGCUUAGAGAGUCAGAGGGAGGAUGAGGAGGAGUUGGAUGGUGAGGAUGAAGAGCAGAGGAGGAGCAGCAGAGACGCAUUUCCGAGCAUCACAGUGAACUUCCUGAGGAGGAUGAAGCAGGAGGAGCUGACUGACUGUCUGCAGAGAUCUUCUGCUUCAGUUUGUCAGGAUCAACUUAAAUCUCACCUGAAGCAGAAGUUCCAGUGUGUCUUUGAAGGCAUCGCUAAAGCAGGAAAGCCAACCCUUCUGAACCAGAUCUACACAGAGCUCUACAUCACAGAGGGAGGGACUGGAGAGGUCAACGAUGAACAUGAGGUCAGACAGAUUGAAACAGCCUCCAGGAAACCAGACAGAGCAGAAACAAGCAUCAGACCAGAAGACGUCUUUAAAGGCUCAGCUGGAAGAGAUGGAGCCAUCAGAACAGUGAUGACAAAGGGAGUGGCUGGCAUUGGGAAAACAGUCCUAACACAGAAGUUCACUCUGGACUGGGCUGAAGAAAAAGCCAACCAGGAGAUACACUUCACAUUUCCAUUCACCUUCAGAGAGUUGAAUGUGCUGAAAGAGCAAAGGUUCAGCUUGGUGGAACUUGUUCAUCACUUCUUCACUGAAACCAAAGCAGCAGGAAUCUUCAUUUUUAAACACUUUAAGGUCGUUUUCAUCUUGGACGGUCUGGAUGAGUGUCGACUUCCUCUGGACUUCAACAAGACUAAAACCCUGACUGAUGUCACAGAGUCCACCUCAGUGGAUGUGCUGCUGACAAACCUGAUCAGGGGGAACCUGCUUCCCUCUGCUCACCUCUGGAUCACCACACGACCUGCAGCAGCCAAUCAGAUCCCUCCUGGGUGUGUUGACCUGGUGACAGAGGUCAGAGGGUUCACUGACCCACAGAAGGACGAGUACUUCAGGAAGACGUUCAGAGAUGAGGAGCAGAGCAACAGAAUCAUCUCCCACAUCAAGACGUCACGAAGCCUCCACAUCAUGUGCCACAUCCCAGUCUUCUGCUGGAUCACUGCUACGGUUCUGGAGGAUCUGCUGGAAACCAGAGAGGGAGGAGAGCUGCCCAAGACCCUGACGGAGAUGUACAUCCACUUCCUGGUGGUUCAGACCAAAGUGAAGAACAUCAAGUAUGAUGGAGGAGCUGAGACUGAUCCACACUGGAAUAAGAAGAGCAGGAAGAUGAUUAAGUCUCUGGGAAAACUGGCUUUUGAGCAGCUGCAGAAAGGAAACCUGAUCUUCUAUGAGUCAGACCUGACAGAGUGUGGCAUCGAUGUCAGAGCAGCCUCAGUUUAUUCAGGGGUGUUCACACAGGUCUUUAAAGAGGAAAAAGGGCUGUAUCAGGACAAGGUUUUCUGCUUCAUCCAUCUGAGUGUUCAGGAGUUUCUGGCUGCUCUUCAUGUCCAUCUGACCUUCAUCAACUCUGGAGUCAACCUGCUGUCACAAAUAUCCUGGUUUAAACAUUUUAUGAUGAAACAUAGAACUUCACAGUUCUACCGUGGUGCUGUGGACAAGGCUUUAGAGAGUCCAAAUGGACACCUGGACCUGGUCCUCCGCUUCCUCCUGGGAUUUUCUCUUGAGAAAAACCAGUCAUUCUUACAAGGUUUGAUGACGCGGAUGAGUAGUAAUUUACAAACCAAUCAGGAAACAGUUCAGCACAUCAAGAAGAAAAUCACAGAGUUUCCCUCUGCAGAGAAAAGCAUCAACCUCUUCCACUGUCUAAAUGAGCUCAAUGAUUGUUCUUUAGUAGAGGUGAUCCAACACUAUCUGAAAUCAGGAAGUCUCUCCACAGAUAAACUGUCUCCUGCCCAGUGGUCAGCUCUGGUUUUCAUCCUAUUGUCUUCAGCAAAUGAUCUUGAAGUAUUUGAGCUGAAUAAAUUCUCUGCUUCAGAGAAGGCUCUUCUGAGGUUGCUGCCUGUGGUCAAAGCUUCCAACACGGCUCUACUGAGUCGCUGUAACCUGUCAGAGAGAAGCUGUGAAGCUCUGUCCUCAGUUCUCAGCUCUCAGUCCUCUAGUCUGAGAGAACUGGACCUGAGUAACAACAACCUGCAGGAUUCAGGAGUGACGCUACUGUGCGCUGGACUGAAGAGUCCUCACUGUCGACUGGAGACUCUCAGAUUAGGUGGCUGCAGUUUGUCAAAGAUCAGCUGUGAUUCUCUGGUCUCAGCUCUGAAGUCCAACCCGUCACAUCUGACACGACUGGACCUGAGUAACAACAACCUGCAGGAUUCAUCAGUGAAGCAUCUGUGUGGUUUUCUGGAGAGUCGUCACUGUCGACUGGAGACUUUGAGAUUGAGUGGCUGCAAUUUGUCAGAGAUCAGCUGUGAUUCUCUGGUCUCAGCUCUGAAGUCCAACCCGUCGCAUCUGACACAACUGGACCUGAGUAACAACAACCUGCAGAAUUCAUCAGUGAAGCAUCUGUGUGGUUUUGUGGAGAGUCGUCACUGUCGACUGGAGACUCUGAGAUUAAGUGGCUGCUGGUUGUCAGAGAUCAGCUGUGAUUCUCUGGUCUCAGCUCUGAAGUCCAACCCGUCGCAUCUGACACAUCUGGACCUGAGUAACAACAACCUGCAGGAUUCAGGAGUGAAGCAUCUGUGUGGUUUUCUGGAGAGUCGUCACUGUCGACUGGAGACUCUGAGACUGAGUGUGUGUGACCUGUUAGAGAGAAGCUGUGAAGCUCUGUCCUCAGUUCUCAGCUCUCAGUCCUCUAUUCUAAGAGAACUGGACCUGAGUAACAACAACCUGCAGGAUUCAGGAGUGAAGCUACUGUCUGCUGGACUGAAGAGUCCUCACUGUCGACUGGAGACUCUCAGGCUGUCAGGCUGUCUGCUCUCAGAGGAAGCUUGUGUCUCUCUGGCCUCAGCUCUGAGCUCCAACCCCUCCCAUCUGAGAGAGCUGGACCUGAGCUACAAUCAUCAAGGAGACUCAGGAGUGGAGCUGCUGUCUGCUGGAGUCAAGGAUCCACACUGGAGACUGGACACUCUCAGGGUGGAGCCAGGUGGAGUCCGAUGGUUGACACCAGGUCUGAGCAAGUAUUUCUGUCAACUCACCAUCAACACAAACACAGUGAACAGGAAACUACAACUGUCUGACAACAACAGGAAGGUGACACGUGUGGAGGAGGAUCAGUCAUAUCCUGAUCAUCCAGACAGAUUUGACCAGUGUCCUCAGCUGCUGUGUAGUAAUGGUCUGACUGGUCGCUGUUACUGGGAGGUUGAGUGGGGUGGAGGAGUUUAUAUAUCAGUGAGUUACAGAGGAAUCAGAAGGAAAGGAGACAGUAAUAACUGUUGGUUUGGAUACAAUGAUCAGUCCUGGCGUCUGUACUGCUCUAAAGGUGGUUACUAUGUCUGUCACAAUAACAUAGUAACACUCAUCUCCUCCUCUGUGUCUGACAGAGUAUCAGUGUAUGUGGACUGUCCUGCUGGUUCUCUGUCCUUCUACAGAGUCUCCUCUGACAAACUGAUCCACCUUCACACCUUCAACACCACAUUCACUGAACCUCUUUAUCCUGGGUUAGGGUUCUUGUAUCCUGGUUCCUCAGUGUCUCUGUGUGAUGUGUCGUAGUGAGAGUUUGAUCCUGUCAGAGAAAUGUCCCAUUAUCUUUCAUUUUUCUGUUAAUUGCAGAAUUUAAUUUAUCAUUCCCUAACGCUCCUCUAGUCACUGAUCCAUAUUAUCAUCAUUACAUGGGUUCUGUGACACUUCAGACAGAUAGCUGCACGUUGUUACAGUACAUAAUAAACAAAGGGCAGCAAGUUUUACCUCAAAUAGACUGUCUAUGGCAUCCACUAAACGAAGACAUUUGACGAUGGGAUUGGCUUUAUUCGACUUUGGGACGAUGGAGUCUAAAGCCUAAAGCUCCCAGUGAAUCCCUGUAGCCACUGGGGCUUAAAAGGAGCAGAGGUCCUGGUAUUAGGAGAAGUGCUUUGCAUACUUUGUAACAUGGGUACAGGCGUAUUUGUGGUGCAUUCACACCACUGAUGAUUCUGAGCGUGUGGUGGUUUCAGAGUGUGGAACUGCCACUAGAAGGAGCCAUUUAUCUAAAUAUCAGAUUAGCUGAACACUGCAUGUAGUCAAAUGAGUUGUCUCUAACUAAAUCUGAUCUAAAUUAUGUCUUAAAAAGCUUAAAGAUUUGUUAGAUUUUUUUCUCUGUUUAGUUUUGGAUACCUUUUAAUUUUUUAUUAUCAUGUGUGUAUGAAUUUGUGCUGCUCAUGCUCAAAGACUUUUAAAAUAACAACAGGACAGAGUUACUGAGGAAAGAAGUGUUUAUUAAUAAUAGCUGUGGUAGCAAUAACUGUAACAAUAGUUAUGAUAAUCAUAUAUAAUAAACCAUAUUUUUUGAAGCAGAUUGAGAGCAUACAGAAAUAAUAACCAGGUAAAAAUCUAAUAAUACCUAGAACAAAACAAAAACAACAAACAAAAAAACUAUUUGAUUAAGUGAAGCUGCAAUUAGACAUCAGGAUCUCUUUGUUUGUGUAAUGUACAGUAAUACAAUGUUCCACUACUGAUCAGGAAGAAGAAGGGAGGAUACAUAAAGAAUAAAGCAACACUGGAGCCACAA
Molecule: messenger RNA, 5184 nt
Organism: Betta splendens (Siamese fighting fish)
Lineage: Eukaryota; Metazoa; Chordata; Actinopteri; Anabantiformes; Osphronemidae
Product: NACHT, LRR and PYD domains-containing protein 12-like
Exons: 15
Coding region: 102-4190 (1362 amino acids)
Molecular function (GO): protein binding
Source: RefSeq, a predicted model, not a curated record